Beta vulgaris subsp. vulgaris (sugar beet) is the source of this 1431-nucleotide messenger RNA. Its product is annotated as transcription factor LAF1-like. Bases 368 to 1222 code for a protein of 284 amino acids. NCBI's taxonomy places the organism in Eukaryota, Viridiplantae, Streptophyta, Magnoliopsida, Caryophyllales, Amaranthaceae. The record is from RefSeq and is a predicted model, not a curated record. The transcript is spliced from 3 exons.
AAACUCAAGACCUUGUCCAACGAUAGUAAUAGAAAGCAUUCCAUAAAUAUACAUAUUUCUCCACAUAAAAAGUCAUAGGUAUAAGAUUUAUUUAUUCAUAAAAUCGGCUAAUCUAAGCUUUAAAUUCCAAAGGAAGGACGGCUGUUCAAUUUCCACACACAUCAUCUUUCUCUUCCUGCAGGCCUCAGCUUUCUCAUUCUCUUUACAACUUUUGAGCUUAAUGCUCUCACUUGCCUUCCUAAUAUAAUUUCAUUCAUCUUUAUUCUCUUUAAUUUCUUCAAUUGCUUUUCUUCAAAUAAAGUGAUUUAUAUUAUUAAUUAUUAUAUUUACCGUUAGUAGUUACCUUGUUAAAAUACUAUAUCUUAAAAUGGGGUACAAAUCAUUGGACAAAACAAAGCAUAGAAAAGGUUUAUGGUCACCUGAAGAAGAUCAAAACUUAAGAAAUUACAUUCUUCAACAUGGCCAUGGCUGUUGGAGCAGUGUUCCUAUUAAUGCAGGAUUGCAAAGGAGUGGAAAAAGCUGCAGAUUAAGAUGGAUUAAUUAUUUAAGACCAGGACUUAAGCGAGGCACAUUAAGCCCUCAAGAAGAGGACACAAUUCUAAACCUUCAUUGUGCUUUAGGAAAUAAAUGGUCUCAAAUAGCACUACAUUUACCUGGGAGGACUGAUAAUGAGAUCAAGAACUUUUGGCACUCAUAUCUGAAGAAGAAGGUUGCUAAGACAGAAAAAAUUAAACCCAUCUCAGAAACCCAGUUCACUGAAGAAAUUGAAUCACCAAUGAAAUCAAAUACGACGAUUUCGAGUCUUGAUUCAUUUGGAAAGGUAGAAGAUUAUCCCAUGGAUGUCACUCAAUUAGCUAGCAACAAUAAAAGUUUCCUACCAAAACUUUUCUUUGCAGAUUGGUUUAGCUUGGAUAGUAUUAAUAAUGAGCAAAUUAACUUCCAAGAUUAUCAUCAAUAUCCUAAUUACAACAGUAGUAUUAAGGAUAUUGAUCAUCUUAUCAAUUAUAAUAUGAAUCUUGAAGAAGAUCUUCCUCAAGGAGUUACAUACAAUGAAGGAUCAUGUAGCAAUGAUGAGUUACGUAAUGAAGCACAACAUGCGAUAUUUGAUUCACAGUUCAAGAUUGAAGAUCAGACUUUAGAGACAACGCAACUUAGCGAUUUAUUAUAUGGGAACGAAACUUCAAAUAGUUGUUUCAUAGAAUGUAAUUCAAUGUAUAUAUAAGGGACUUUAGAUUAUACUACAUUUAAAAUCAAAAGCAACUCUUGGAAAAAUUAUUGCAUAAUUAGUGUUAUUUCUCUGGGUAUGAGGUGGACUAAUACAAUAAGAAAUAAGAAUGAGGCAGUACAUAUUUAUUCGUUUUGAAUCAGACCUUUCCUCUCCUUACAACAAGUCAGGGUCGGCUUUUAUCAUGUUCAACAUGUUUCAUGGCA